CAGGAGCUUUAUUAUGCAGAAAUACCAAAAUGAUUGGCCUGAUAUCAAAAUGAGUGAUCAUAAAUAAUAACGCGAGAGUUUGCAAGUUGCCUGCCGACUGUAGUCACAACUGUCAAAGGCAGCAGCAGCGGAUACGCGCGUGACCCAGCACCCAUACUGUUACUGUACACGGUCGCGGAGAUAAUAUCCCUAUCAAACAAAUACACGGCAUAAUCCCGAGGUAAGGAGAGGAAUAUAUCGAGGGGGCUGCGGCGGAAACUGCGCGACGCCGUGCCUUUCCCCUCCGCUUUCCGUCGCGUUCACUUCUUCCAGCCUCGAUUACUGCACUAAACAUAUCACCGUGCCUCCUUUAGCAACAGCGCGAGGUUUUUUUUUUUUACUCCUCCUUCGUAUUAAAGUCGCCAUUUUGCUUCACUGCCUAUGAAAGCUUCUUGUAUUUUCAUAUUUUUGCCGGCGUUUCUCCGUAUUUGUGCGCGUGCUUUUGAGUUGGAUUUAAUGAGAGAGCUCGUGGAUUACAUAUUAAUGAAGAGGGGCGCCGAGUGCAGUCUGGAAACACGGUGAAACUGUUCGGCUUGUGGGCAUUUGCAUCAGCUGGCUCUUUUUUCCCUUCUUCGUCUUCUUCCUCUUCCUUCAUCAUCUUCCUCCGCGGAUACGCACAGCGGGGGCCGUGAGUGUGGCUACCGACCGUGACGCCCGUCUGCCCGCGACCCCCCGCGUGUCAGGUGUGUUUGCCAUGUAAAGUGAAGCUGCUCGACGCGAGAGUAAAGGCUACAGCCUGACCCCACGUGGGUGACCCGCUCACCCGCUCACCCGUCAGUGUUGGGUGGCUAUCCAGGCAUGGACACCUCCAGCAGUGCACGGGUGGUGAAGCCUUCCUCGGGCACGUCAAAGGGGCGCACUGCCAAACAGGCCCACCCCGCCGAGACGGCCCUCAUGGGCAACACUGAAAACGACAAUCAUGGUUCCUCCUAUAAUGAAAAAGCAGAGGGUAAGAAGAAAGGGCGUCCUCGAGUGGAGGUGCAGGAGCUGCGUAAUAUUCCUGCCCAUAUGAUGGUUCAGUGGAAAGAGGAGUUUAAGAGUCGUUCCAGGGUGAAAUGUCCAAGCUCAGGCUGCUGGCUGGAAUUCCCCAGUAUUUACGGACUUAAAUAUCACUAUCAGCGAUGCCAAGGGGCGACCAUAGCAGAGAAGCUGAGUCACAGCUGCCCGUACUGUGAGGCUGUGUUUGCCACCAAGGUGCGUCUUCAGAAGCACAAGCUGUGGAACCAUCCAGAAAGAGUCACCAUGGAGACCAAACCCGACCCCAAACCCGAACCCAAACAGCAGAAAAGCCCCAUGAAGGGAAAUGCCAAAAAAAGGCCCGUGGAGAACAGCCCUCCGUCGCCUGUAUUUUUCAAGGUGAAGAAGACGCAGGAGGCAUCCCAGCCCUCACAGAAUGGGAAUUGCGCCCCCCAGAGGCCGGACAGAAGACAGCAGCAGAGCACGUCUGUAGACACAGGGGGCAGCGAGAGCGAGGGGGGCAGUUUACCUCCACCAUUCCCCGAGGAAGACCCAGAGAGGAUGAAGCACAGGAGGAAGCAGAAAACUCCAAAGAAGUUCACCGGGGAGCAGCCGUCCAUUUCAGGAACAUUCGGUUUGAAAGGAAUGAAUAAGGUGGAGGAGAAGUUAAAAGCAGGCCGGAUGAAGCGGGCAGAAGGGACUCAGUUCAGUGAGGAGUCCCCAAGGAAGCAGUCGACUCAAACUCCCAACAGAAAAGAAGCUAGUUCAGUGCCUCCUGCUGAAGCCCAGUGGCAGAGCACCAUCUCUGAGAGAGGAGAAGUCGUCUGUCCGACAUGCUCUGUUGUCACUCGCAAGACUGUACAUGGUCUGAAGAAGCACAUGGAGAUCUGUCAAAAGCUGCGGGAUGCUCUCAAAUGUCAGCAGUGUCAGAAACAGUUCCGAUCAAAAGCUGCACUCAAUUACCACAACAUGGCUGACCACAUUAAGCCCUCGGCAAGUGAGAAUGUGUCUGGGGAGGAGCAGGAGGAGAGAGAGAGACUACACUGCAUCCUCAAACAGAUGGGCCGAAUCAAAUGUCCCAGUGAGGGCUGUUCAGCUCAUUUCUCCAGUCUGAUGAGUUAUCAGUAUCAUCAGAAACGCUGUGCCAGUGAGCUGCCAGACAUACAGAAGCCGGUCUUCCUGUGCCAGCACUGUGGUAAGACCUACCGCUCCAAAACUGGCCGAGACUAUCACCAGCGCACCGAGCACACCAUCACCACCCUGACCACUCACUCGCAGGAGGACAGUAAAGAUGAGGAGGAUGUGUUGGAGGAAGAGGAUGAUGAUGAUGAUGAUGAAGAUGAGGAUGAAGAAGAACAAGAGGAGGAGGAAGAGCCUGUGCUGAAGAAGAGCAUAGAGCGGGAAAAGCAGAGCGAAGAUGAGCAGGUGGAGAAGAUGGAGGAGAGGAAGGAAGAGAAAGCGCAGGUGGAGGAUCUGCUGGAUUUGGAGAGGACGCCGAGCGGCCGGGUGAGACGGCGCUCUGCUCAGGUGGCUGUAUUUCACCUGCAGGAGAUCGCAGAGGACGAGCUGGCCAAAGACUGGGGCACCAAACGAAGAAUCAAAGAUGAUCUUGUACCUGACAUUAAAAGGCUCAACUACACAAGGCCAGGUCUCCCAAACUUCAGCCCUGAAACUGUGGACAGCUGGAAGAACGAGGUGAAAGAAAAAGGAUUCAUCUGCUGCCCAAACUGUAACUGUGAGGCGAUCUACUCAAGUGUAUCUGGACUUAAAGCCCACUUGGCAAGCUGUAAUAAGGGAGGAGGUGACGUAGGGAAAUACACGUGUUUGCUCUGUCAGAAAGAGUUUAACUCUGAGAGCGGCGUAAAGUAUCAUAUCAACAAGACACACUCUCAGAACUGGUUUCGAGCCUCCGCCAACGAGAUGGCCAACAACAAGAAGAAAGAACCCGAGAGCAACGGCUUACAGAAGGACAUGAAAAACGCAGUGCCUGGGAAGAGAAGGGGACGAAAACCCAAAGAGCACCACCUGCUGACCACAAGCUCAUUUCCAUUAGAGACUCAGAGCUUCACUUCAGAUCCAGCUCCAGUUCCACCAGAGAUCCAGACCCCCCCAUCCCCAGAGACCCAAACCCCUGCACCAGAACCCGACACCAACACCCCAACACCACCCCCUGUCCCGCUGCACACCGCGAGUCCAGCCCAAGCCAGAGACACACAGCACCCUAUAAAGAAAAGAGGAAAAACUAGGAAAGAGUAACACAGCAUUCACCACCAGAAGGGAAGAUUUCCCAACUCCACCUGGAUGCAGAUGAAAAAAACGUUGUUUGAUUUGGUCACAGAAAGGAAGAACGAGCGGCUGAACGAACAGAAAUGAUUGGAUUUCACACUGAUCUUUGGGUUUUUUAAGCUGAGUAUAUACAUUGUGUGUGUGUGUGUGUGUGUGUGUGUGUGUGUGUGUGUGUGUGUGUGUGUGUGUGUGUGUGUGUGUGUGUGCUGAUAUACUAGUACUCCUGUUGAGUUUUCAUUCCAUUUUUAUUGUUCAGUCGCAUAAGUUCUUCACUCUAACUAAGGGGCAGUUAACAUAUAAGCUCUCAAUAUGUGUGUGUGUAUAUAUACAGCAAUAGGACAAAAUGAUAAAAUUAUUUGAAAAUUCUCAGUUUUUAUAGGUUUACAAUUUAUAUUUAUGUGCAGUGUUGGGAAAAGUUACUUUUAAAAUUAAAAUAUUAUAAUCCUAAGCUUUUAUUUACAUAAAAAUAAAACAUAUUUUGUGUGACAAGGUGGCUCACUGUUGCUUCACAGCAAGGUUGCUGGUUCGAGUCCCAGCUGGGCCAGUUGGCAUUUCUGUGGAGUUUGCAUCUUCUCCCAAAGACAUGUAGUAUAAGUGAAUUGGGUAAGCUAAAUUGUCCGUAGUGUGUGUUUGAAUGAGUGUGUAUGGGUGUGUCCCAGUGCUGGUUUGCAGCUUGAAGGGCAUCCGCUGCAUUAAACCUAUGCUGGAGUGGUUGACGAUUCAUUUUGCUUUGGCGACCUUCGAAGACUAAGCCAAAAGAAAAUGAAUGAAUGAGUAAAACAUAUUUUUCCUUAAAAAGUAACUGAGCAACACAUUUAGUUACCUUUUCUUAAAAUAGGCCACUCAAGAUUGUAAUUAAUUAAUUUUAAAAGUAUGGGUAAAAUAUACAUAAACAUAAAAAUAGAAAUUUCGACCGAAUUUGAUAUAGAAAUGGUGACAUUUGGAGCUUUUUUUCAGGAAAUUUUUGUGAUUGACAAAAAGUUGCCAUGGUUUCAGACAUGUUUAUAUGAAUUUUAAGAGCACACAAUAGAAGUUUUAAAUUCAGAAGAGUAUAGCGUUCAAUAUAUGGUGGACAAACCUUGAUUUUCAAUGAUAGUAAAUUAAAACAUUUCUUAUUCUGACCAAAUGUCAUUAAGAAAUGCUCUAAAUGAAGAAAAAAAUUUUCAUCAGACCUUUUUUAAAAUAAAACUAAUAUUAACAUCUUACAAAAAAAAUCCAGCAAAUAUCUACACUGUAAAACCUAAUAGGUUGAGAUAACUCAAAUCAUUUGAUGAAACCGAUUGCAACAAACCAUUUAAGUUCAAAAACUAAUCCUAAUGAGUACUGUGAACUUAAUCCAUUUGAGUAAACGAAACAACUAAUCUAUUUGAGUACUUUGAACUUACUUCAUUUAAUUUGAAGUAAUUAAGUAUUUAGUCAUCUUCAACACUGAGUUCAAAACUCUUCAAAUGAGUAGAAUUAACUUUCAGUCAAUUUUGAGUUAACUACACUCAUUUCAUCUGAUGAAGUUGACUGUUGGGGUUUUACAGUGUAGUAAUAUAUCUAGUAAAUCCAGUAAUUCUCCAGAAACUGAGAAUUUUC
This is a messenger RNA of Danio aesculapii, 4863 nucleotides long. It is a transcript of the gene znf512b, whose product is annotated as zinc finger protein 512B. NCBI's taxonomy places the organism in Eukaryota, Metazoa, Chordata, Actinopteri, Cypriniformes, Danionidae. Gene Ontology annotation, molecular function: zinc ion binding. The record is from RefSeq and is a predicted model, not a curated record. The transcript is spliced from 17 exons. The coding region runs from base 838 to 3252 and encodes 804 amino acids.